Messenger RNA from Monoraphidium neglectum, 165 nucleotides. RefSeq lists its product as hypothetical. The transcript has a single exon. The record is from RefSeq and is a predicted model, not a curated record. The annotation marks the transcript as partial. Lineage: Eukaryota; Viridiplantae; Chlorophyta; Chlorophyceae; Sphaeropleales; Selenastraceae.
CAUGGGGAGGAGGAGGGCUGGGCCGGCGGCGCGAACGUGGGCCCGAAUGGGGGGGCGGGCUUUGGCUUCGGCAGCGGCGGCGGCGGCGGCGCUAGGGGGGCGGCGCUGGCGGCCCUGCAGCGCUCCCGGUCGCAGCGCGUGGCCGGGCAGGGCGGCGCGGCGUGA